AUGGCCCUCCAUGCUGAGCCCAAUUUGGGUCCCUUCGGUCCCGCAGCCGGUCCCUUCAAAUCGACGGCAUCGCAGCCGGUGCAGCCGGUCCACCGGCUGCGGAAGGUCUGGUUCGGAGCAGGCGCUGACGCUCCGCCCAGCGGCCGCCGCGCCGCGAACGGCGCCCUGGUCCCCGCGGUGAGCGGCGCGGUGCUGGCGUCGUUGCAGGGCAGCGGGAGAGGUGUCCACACCAGGGCUGAAAGCUCGCGACAGACGCGCAUCCGCGCGCGUCGCUACACCUCAGUCGAUUGGGUCGCGAAUCUCAGGGGCCUGGGGAGCUCCAACCUGCUGCGACGGAUCCUGGGCCCUGUGAUGUGCACCACCAGCGUGGCCGUGGUGGUGUACUUGGCCUCGGCGCUGCUGAUGCCUCAGGGCAAGUUCUUGCACGCCAGCACCACUGGACAUGCGCUCUUGGUGUCUGCACUCGGCUUGCUGUUGGUCUUCAGGACCAACACGGCUUAUUCGCGCUUCUGGGAGGGUCGUCAAAUCUGGCAGCAGAUCCUGGACCUCGGCAGGAACCUGGCGAGAACUGCGAUCCUGUGGAGGGAGGAAAUGGGAUCACAGACAUCUGCGCACAUUUGUCGUUUAGUCCAAGCCUUUCCCUACUGCAUGAUCGAGCACUUGAGGGGCAAGAAGGACAAGUCCAUGCGCUCGAAACUCGAACGACUCAUCGGACCCAAGGGCGAGCUGGCCUGUUACUGCCAAUCGGACUACAGCCUUCCUCUGUCCUCGAAUCGGCCUCUUUUCAUCGUGAAUCAGUUGGCGUACGCCAUCCGGGAGGUCCCCAACGGGCGGGGCCAGGAGGCAUUGUACACCAACCGCGAGCGCAGUUGGCUGAUGCAAAACUUAGAGAAACUCAGCGCUACCAUUGGAGCCUGUGAACGGCUGGUACAGACCCCUGUGCCCCUGAGUUAUGUCCGACACACCUCACGCUUCCUUUCGCUCUUCAUGUUGACGCUUCCAUUUGCUCUGGUGGACGUCCUCGGACCAUACACCAUCCCUGUGACCUGCUUUGCGAGCUGGGCCCUUUUCGGAAUCUUUGAGAUUGGGCUGGUCAUUGAGGAUCCCUUCCAGGGAGUGCUCAAGGUUGAAGUCAUCGCGGAGACCCUGCAGGUGGAUAUCGAAGAAUGCAUCAAGAGCCUGGGAGCCUUGGAUCUCUUGGAAGCCGGUGCUCUGGGGAAGGAGGUGAACCGCAAAAGCGAUGCUGCCAGUUGGGAACCUCCCAAGGAACUCCCCUCUACCGGUGAGGAACUUUCAGUGGCGCGCGCCGCAAAGCUCCGAGACAAAGAUCAGCUCCAGGAGGAGCCGGAGACGGAUGGCAAGGUUGCCUUAGUCGAAAGCGCGACCCACCGCAGGUGGCAGGAGCUGAAGGGCCAAAAGAGUAAGCAGCCCCAGAUCUUGGUGCAGAUUUUCGAGUCCUACGAUGUGAACGGAGACAAGGCCAUCGACAAGAAGGAGAUGCAAAAGGUCUUACAAGAAAGUGCUUCUGACAUGGAGGUCCCCGACGAUUGCAUCGACGCCAUCUUCAACGAAGCGGAUUCGGACGGCGACGGACUCCUGACACAGGCCGAGUGGUGCGCCUGGGCGGAGGCCUGUUUGGACCGCGCGGAGAUCGCGGAUCUCGUCCUGCGGAUGCCCAGCUCGCCGCUGCUGCCGGCGGACUCGCACGAUGACACGGACUUCGAGGCGGCGAAGGAGGAAGAGGAAGAGAUGGCAAAGCCAAAGAAGCAACGGCCUGCGCUGCCGGACUCCAAAAAUCUUCCCGAUGACCCCAAG
This is a messenger RNA of Cladocopium goreaui, 1815 nucleotides long. NCBI's taxonomy places the organism in Eukaryota, Dinophyceae, Suessiales, Symbiodiniaceae. The record is from the annotation of a GenBank genome assembly.